GUUGUGCUAGUUACGCGCUGGACAAAUAUACAAGUGAAAAUAAAAUAGUCAAGUUUAUGCUCUAAAAGCAUGUCGGCUGUUGAAAAAGAAAAAAACGCUGAAAAUAUGGAGAACGAAAGUAAAGCAGAAAAGACCAAAGCUGUGCAUACUGAGUCCACAGAUGAAAAAUCAAAGGUUAAUGAUAAAGAAGAUGCUGUUGCAAGUGAAAAUUCGAAUGACAGUGAAGGAGCUGGUGCAGGUGAUACCGGCGCAACGGAAGAUGAUAAAAAGCCUUCUGCCAACGAUGAUAAAAAACCAAGAAAUGAGGAUACAGUGUCAGUAAAAAUGAAAAGUUUCAAAAUCAGACGAAAAGUAUUCAAAACAAGUACCACUCAAGUCUUUAAAUUUAUAUAUUCAAAAUCGUCCACGCAAAAGGACACAAAUUCAGAGAAAGUGAAAUCUGAAGAUGAAGAAGCUAGUCUUGAUGGUGCAUCUGAUGAUAAGAAAAAACCCAGCGUCAAAGAAGAUAAAAAGUCAAAUGCUAAGGAGAAGAAUAAUGGAACUGCUGUUGUCAAUGAUAAGAAAAAUGCUGAAAGUAAUGAUGCAAAUGAGAAAAAUAAUAAUAAAAACGAUGAAAAUGAGGAUGAAAAAGAAGAUGACGAAAAUGUGGUAGCUCUAUCUGAAAUAUUCAAAAUUAAUGAAAAUAUCAAUAAAACCCGAGUAGAUGGUCUGCAAACUCUGCAUGCAAUUUGCUUUGGUUCCCCGGGAAAAUAUAAUGUUGUAAAAAAAAAUUUAAGAACAUUUGCUGGAUUUGAAUAUGAGAAAGAUUCAACUGAAUACAAAAAUAAAUUUAACCAAGUUAAGAAAACAGAUGUCAAAGCACUUAAAGCUAUAUGCGAGAUACUUUGUCUGGAUCGUAAAGGUAAUCGAGAGGAAAUAUCAAAACGUGUUUUUAAAUUCUUAGUGGAACCUGAUGAAAAUUUAUGUGUCGAACCGACAGAAGAUGAUGAGGUUGAUGAGGAAGAGGAAGAAGAUGCUGUUGAAGAACAAGAAGAAAGCGAAGAUGAUAAACGUAAGAAAAAGCAGCCAAGUGGACGAGGGUCUGCAAGAAAUUCAACUGGUCGUCCAAGACGCUCAACAGCUGGAAAAAAAAUGUCAGCUUAUGUUGACUUUUCAAGCUCGGAAGAGAGUGAACGUAAAGCUGUACCGACCAAGCGACGAAGAAAUAAUGAUGAUUCUGAAUCUGAAUCAGAUUACAAUCCGUCUGCUAAUUCGGAUUCUGACGCUGGUCGUGCGCGCAAAACAUCUAUACGUAGUGGCCGUGGUAGACCCGCACGUAAAAGUCAACGAGGAAAUUCAGAUUCUGAAGAAGAAGAAUCAGAAUUAUCUGAUGCAGAUAGCGAUGAGCCUAAACGCAAACGUCCUUCCACAAGUAAGCGCGGCAGGGCCGUUAAUGUACGUGGACGAGGACGCGGUGCUUCAGCUCGAAAACGUAAAGAUUCUGAAAGUGAUGAAGUUUCAGAAGAUGAGGAAGAGGAUGAAUUGUCUGAAUUUGGUAGUGACCAGAGUGAAGAAGAGGAAAGAACUAAGAAAAGUAAGAAACCCGUGACACCUGCUAAAAAUAGUAAACCUGUUUCUAAGGCAAAAACACAAACUAAGCCGAGUGGUCGGCCAAAGAAAACAAAGAAAGCAUCAUCUGAUGAAGAUGAUAAAGAUGAGUCAGACGAGGAGCCACUGACUAAAAAGGGCAAAACAUUCCCAACGGACGAGCAAAUCAAGAGUUAUGUAAAGGAAAUUUUAGAUAAGGCUAAUUUAGAAGAAAUAACUAUGAAAACUGUUUGCAAACAGGUUUAUGCUAAGUAUCCUGAUUUUGAUUUAACAGACAAGAAGGACUUUAUAAAAGCUACUGUAAAAUCGUUAAUUGCUGCAUAAGUUUUAAAUCUAGACAAAAUGGAACCAAAAUUAAAUACACAAAUUAAUAAUUUACAAUCAAUUAAUUUUACAAAAAGAAUUUUGUAUAGUUUUUACAGUACAUUGAAAUUUUUUUUGUCUUAAAUAUAAAUUUUUAUAAAAU
Molecule: messenger RNA, 2053 nt
Organism: Teleopsis dalmanni
Lineage: Eukaryota; Metazoa; Arthropoda; Insecta; Diptera; Diopsidae
Gene: Dek
Product: protein DEK
Exons: 12
Coding region: 70-1911 (613 amino acids)
Biological process (GO): chromatin organization; regulation of double-strand break repair
Cellular component (GO): nucleus
Molecular function (GO): histone binding; DNA binding
Source: RefSeq, a predicted model, not a curated record